This is a messenger RNA of Penicillium lagena, 1185 nucleotides long. Its product is annotated as uracil-DNA glycosylase. NCBI's taxonomy places the organism in Eukaryota, Fungi, Ascomycota, Eurotiomycetes, Eurotiales, Aspergillaceae. Gene Ontology annotation, cellular component: mitochondrion; nucleus. Gene Ontology annotation, molecular function: uracil DNA N-glycosylase activity. The record is from RefSeq and is a predicted model, not a curated record. Gene Ontology annotation, biological process: base-excision repair, AP site formation via deaminated base removal; base-excision repair. The coding region runs from base 1 to 1185 and encodes 394 amino acids. The transcript is spliced from 4 exons.
AUGCUCGGUGCUGAGUCAUCGACGCGCGACGCGGUCAAUGGACUGCUUCCCCUUCCCGACUCUGAAAACUACAGAAUCUGGCGGCCGUGUAUGCUCCAUCUGCUCCACUUCUCCCGUAUCUCUCGCCCUUUGCGUAUCGUUGCCAUGUCGAGCCCGGCCACCCUGAAGCGCAACGCGGGCCAUCUCUCCACCCCGGGGUCGGAUGCAAAGAAGCCCAAGGGCAACGCCAGCAUCGUGUCCUUCUUCGGGCCCCCCAAGGCGAAGCCGUUGACGACACAAGCGACGAAUACAACACCCGCUCCAGCACGCCCCAGCAGUUUCAACAAGGACAAAUGGGUGGCGACAUUGACCCCGGAGCAGAAGGAGCUACUGAAAUUGGAGAUUGACACCUUGGACGAAAGUUGGCUGGCCCAUCUCAAGGACGAGUGCGUCACCCCCGAGUUCCUCGCAUUGAAGCGUUUUCUCAAGAAAGAGAAAGACUCGGGGGCCAAAAUCUUCCCCCCAGAGGAAGAUGUGUACUCUUGGUCCCGGCAUACCCCUCUGCACAACGUCAAGGUCGUCAUCAUCGGCCAGGAUCCGUACCACAACCACAACCAGGCACACGGUUUAGCAUUUUCUGUCCGGCCGCCCACGCGGGCUCCACCGUCGCUGGUCAACAUCUACGCAGGCAUUAAGAAAAACUACCCGGAUUUCCAGGCACCGCCGGACAACGGCGGACUUCUUACGCCAUGGGCGGAUCGAGGUAGACUUACUCAGAAGGCAAUUGACCUGGUUGCCAAAGUCCGAACGCGUGGGGUGGUCUUUCUCGCCUGGGGCACUCCUGCUGGCAAGCGGGUUGCCGGCAUCAAUCGACAGAAGCACUGCGUGCUGCAAUCCGUGCACCCGAGUCCACUGAGUGCUCACCGAGGCUUUUUUGAUAACGGCCAUUUUAAGAAAUGCAACGACUGGCUUGCUACGCGCUACGGGGCCGACGGGAUCAUCGACUGGAGCCUGGGGCCGACCAAACCGAAAGCUACGCCGACUCCAUCCUCGAAUAAGGAGAAUUCUACCCUGGCUGAUCAGGCUUCGACUGCUAAACUGGUGUCUGAAGACCAGCCUCUGAAGCAGACUGAGGAUGUACCGGAGGAUGACGAAUUUGAUGAUGCGGAUGCUCUGGAAGCCCUGGUAGCUGCAGAGGAAGAGUAG